Messenger RNA from Capsella rubella, 2771 nucleotides. Its product is annotated as mitogen-activated protein kinase kinase kinase 9. The transcript has 9 exons. NCBI's taxonomy places the organism in Eukaryota, Viridiplantae, Streptophyta, Magnoliopsida, Brassicales, Brassicaceae. Gene Ontology annotation, molecular function: protein kinase activity; ATP binding. The coding region runs from base 39 to 2303 and encodes 754 amino acids. The record is from RefSeq and is a predicted model, not a curated record. Gene Ontology annotation, biological process: protein phosphorylation.
AACUCUACUAAAAUCUCAGCUUCACCCCAAUCGCUCGUAUGACGGAGUCGUCGGAUAAGUCACCGGUACGGCGACAUGACGCGGCGAAGUGGCAUAACAACUCCGAAGCAGUGUCUUCCUCUAGUUCCUUCACCGAUUCCUCCGCCUCGACUUGUUCCAUGGUGACGCCCUCUAUGGAGUUCCCGGAUCGUAUCAGUUUCCGGGAAAGGGAUUUGAGUGAAGCAGGUCCGAGCGGUGUCGUUCUUGCUUCUUCUCUUAGCUCAACGAACCGUGACAAUACUGAGUUGACUCGUUCCGAUUCGAGUGAGACUGAGGAUAUUACUGAGUUGAUACCUUCCGAGUCGAGGGAGAUUGAGAGUUUAAGUACUCCGGCAGGUACUGAGUUGGUAUCUUCCGUUUCACCAUCUUCGUUGAUAGGUAGAAUUGUAGCUCUGAUUAGUCCGCGAGGGAAGUCUCUGAAGAAAUCGCCGAGAAGGAGUGGAGAUAAGGUUAGUCCGGGCCGGCGGUUACAGCGGCGUGAUGCGGCGAAGAAUAUAGAUUAUGUUGCAGCUGAAGAUGUUUCCGGUUCGAGUUCUUUGUUUACGAGUCGUUCUUCUGAGUUUCCGGAUCGUACUAGUUAUCGAAUUGGAGGAGGUGGUGAGGGAGAAAUGGAUCGGAUUUUUAGGGAUCUUGAUGUUUCUGGUCCUGAUGAUUUGGGUAUAUCUGUUGAUGCUUGGGAAGGUCAUAAGAAGCGUUCCUCUUCAGAUGUUAUUAAUGGGUUUAAGUCUCUUGACCUUGAUAGUCACAAGGUUUGGGAUUUGGGUGGAGCAGGUCCUAGUGGUGGUGAUGUUGUUGCUGCUUCUAAUUUGAUAAGUGCUGAGUCAAACGAGAUUGAGAAUCCUGCGGAUAUGGAAGUUGUUGGUAGUGGUACAGUGAAGUCAAGAGAGUAUCUUGUUCCCAAUGAUGCGGUGGCUGUUGGUGGUGGAAUUAAAGGGGUAAGACCACCGGUAAUAAGCCUUCCUCUGGUGGAUAAGGGAGUUGGUAAUGGUGGUACGGUAGAGAAUAGGCGUGGUAUUAAGGGAGUAAGACCAUCGGUAAUAAACCUUCCUGGGGUGGAUAAGGAAGUUGGCAUUGGUGGUACGGUAGAGAAUAGCCGUGGUAUUAAGGGAGUAAGACCAUCGGUACUUAAGCCUCCUCCGGUGAUGAAUCUACCUCCAGUUGAUCUUCCCGGAUCAUCUUGGGAUAUCAUUACUCAUUUUGCUCCUGAAAGUGAAACACUUAGGCGGCCGAGUUCUUCUUCUUCUUCUUCAGAAAAUGGUUUUGACGAAGAGGAAGUUGGGGAUGAAAAAGUGGGAACUGAACAGACGGGAGAUAUGGUUAUCGAGAUGGAGGAUAUGACUGAUGAGGCAUGCUCAUUCACUACAAACGAGUGUGACUCCUCAAGUACAUUUUCGAAUACCUCACCAAUUGAUGUCUCCGGAGGAUCUAUCAAUACUUCUUGGCAGAAGGGUCCACUUCUGCGACAAGGAUCAUUUGGCUCUGUGUAUGAAGCCAUUUCAGAAGAUGGGGGUUUCUUUGCUGUUAAGGAAGUUUCACUUCUUGAUCAGGGAAGUCAGGCACUAAAAUGCAUACAACAACUUGAAGCAGAGAUUGCACUACUUAGUCAGCUUCAGCAUCAGAAUAUUGUGCGAUAUCGUGGCUCAACCAACGACGGGUCAAAUUUGUAUAUCUUUCUUGAGCUUGUAUCCCAGGGGUCCCUUCAAAAACUCUACCAAAAAUUCCAGCUUCGGGACUCUGUGGUCUCAUUGUACACAAAACAGAUCCUUGACGGAUUGAAAUAUAUCCAUGAGAAAGGUUUUAUUCACAGGGACAUCAAGUGUGCAAAUAUAUUGGUGGACUCUAUUGGCGCCAUCAAACUUGCAGAUUUUGGAUUGGCAAAGGUGUCAAAGUUAAACGACAUGAAGUCCUGCAAUGUAACUCCAUUUUGGAUGGCUCCGGAGGUUAUUAACCCCAAAAGUAAUGAUGGGUAUGGAAGUCCAGCUGAUAUAUGGAGCCUUGGGUGCACUGUGCUGGAAAUGUGUACUGGUCAGAUACCCUACUUUAAUCUCCAACCCGUGGAAGCCCAUAUUAAGAUCAAAAAGGGUAUGCUUCCAGACAUACCUGAUACUCUAUCGCUAGACGCUCGUGAUUUCAUUAUUACAUGUCUCAAAGUGGCCCCGGAAGAGCGGCCAACUGCAGCUGAGCUGCUGAACCAUCAAUUUGUGAGAAGGCCCUUACCAUCCUCGGGCUCAGGAGGCUUGGUUUCUCCACUUAUUCGCAGAUGAGGCUAACUUUCGUAGAUUGCCAAUAUAGGUGUACCCAGAAGAUGUAUGAUGGAGUAGACCCUGUAGAAAUGAUUGUGGAGACACGAGAUAUGAUUUUUCGACACACGUGCGGAUUGGGUUGCGAAGCAAGAGCUAAACUUCCUGCAGACAUUUCUUCAGGUAGUUUCUGUCACAUUCGAUGGUUGUCUGUUCUAAGUUGUGUGUUUGGCUUAGUUUUAAAAGUUAAAACUGAAGAGCCUAAAUUGAAUUAAAGUUUUGACUUUUGAGUGUAUAGGUUUGUUUAGUUUUGUUGAAUUAUAGUGCACCCAUAUCAUGUAAUGUAUAAGAAGAACCUUAAGAGUUUUGGGUGUAUAGGUUUGUUUGGUUUGGUUUUGUUAUAUUAUAGUGUAUGCAUGUUUAUCCCAUAUCAUGUAAUGUAUAAUUGGUUUGGUUCUUAUAUAUAGUUCCUGCUGGUUGUAACGGUGUACA